AGGCCUCCCAAAGUCCUGUCCCAGCCUGCCUCAACUCCCUGCCAAGCCCUGCGUUGGCGCCUUCAGGGCAGGCCUCCCCUUCCCUUGCUUCAAAGUCCAGCACGGCUCUCCCCAGGUGGCUCGCGGUGAAUGGGAAUCCCCGGGAGGCCGAGAGGGUCGGAGCCCCUGCUCCGCAGCCUGUGGGUGGGGGAGCACCUACCCCGGGAUUCUGCUGCGAUGGGGACGAAAUAUGUGGAGGAGACGGCGAAGAAAGCAGAGGAGCUGGCCCUGAAGCUGGCUAAGGCCAUCGAGGGCGGGGACAAGGAGCUGGCACGGGAGUGUGCUGGCGGGCUGGCUGAGCAGCGGGCGCCCGUGACGGUGCAGGUGAAGCCGGAGGCCUACCCCAAAAAGGAAAUCAGCUUGUGGGUGGGAGUGGAGGACGCCCAGAUGACCACAGUCCCCAUCUACCUGCAAGUCAAUCCUCAUAUGACUUUGGCUUCUCUGAAGGACAUGGUAUUCCUCCACUACGGCUUCCCACCCAGUGUUCAGCAGUGGGUGGUGGGCAAGAGGCUCCCCGGAGACCAGGAGACCCUGCACUACAACGGCAUCCAGCGAGAUGGUGACAUGGCCUAUCUCUACCUCAGGUCUGCCAAAGAGGCCAAGCUCAGCAAAGAGACAUUCCAGAGGGAGCGGCAGCGCCGAGUCCUGGCAGAACUGGGCUUCGGCGACAUCAGCCUGCAGCCUCGUGGGAGCCAGGAACUGGCGGACGCGGGGCUCGGAGCCGGGGCGCAGGAGCAGGACAGCCUGUGCAUGGAGGAGCUGAGGCAUGAGCUCUCGCAGGUGGAAGCCGCCCUGCCCCCUGAACCCCCCAAGGUCGGCUGGGUCUGUCCGAGCUGCACCUAUGUCAACAAGCCCACCCGCCCCGGCUGCGAGAUCUGCUGCAAGGAGCGGCCCGAGGACUACGCGGUGCCCCCGGCUUACCAGCCGGACGAGGAGGAGCUGGCGAGGAUGAGGAACGAGGAGGAAGCUAUGAGGCAGUCCCUACAGGUGACGGAGCAGCAGAAGAUCGAGAACUACCAGCACAUCCUGCAGGUGGACAGGCAGAGCCUGGUGCCCACCGCUGAAGUGAUCGAAUGUCCCAUCUGCUUUGUGACCCUGCAGCCUGGAAAGGGGGUGACCCUGCGGGAGUGCCUGCACUCCUUCUGCAGGGACUGUCUGAAGGGGACGAUCCUGAACAGCCUGGAGCCGGAGGUGCCCUGCCCGUACAUCGACGAGAAGUACUCCUGCUCGGGACAGCUGCUGGAGCGUGAGAUCAAAGCGCUCCUGAGUGCUGCCGAAUACCAGCGCUUCCUGGACCUGGGCGUCUCCAUCGCCGAGAACCGCAGCCGGUCCAGCUACCACUGCAAGACCACGGAUUGCCGGGGCUGGUGCAUCUUCGAGGACGACGUGAACGAGUUUGCCUGCCCCGUGUGCCAGAAGGUGAACUGCUUGCUCUGCAAGGCCAUUCACGAGAACAUGAACUGCAAGGAGUAUCAGGACGACCUCAAGCUCCGGGCUCAGAACGACCAGGCUGCCAGGCAGACCACCGAGAUGCUGACGCUGAUGGUCCAGAGCGGGGAGGCCAUGCACUGUCCCACCUGUAAGAUCAUUAUCCAGAAGAAGGACGGCUGUGACUGGAUCCGCUGCACUGUCUGUCACACGGAGAUCUGCUGGGUGACCAAGGGGCCGCGCUGGGGGCCAGCGGGCCCGGGCGAUACCAACGGGGGCUGCCGCUGCAGGCUGAACGGCGCUCCUUGCCAUCCCCAGUGUCACAACUGCCACUGAGCACGCAGAAGCCAAGACGAAGGAGGGGGUGGCCGCUCCCUACACAGUGCUCCAGCCCCGUUGGGGGGGCACACAGCUCCCCUCGAGCCCCUGGCUACUCUCCCCACCAUGCCUUCACACCCUGGGGCCAGGCCUGUCGGUUUCUGGCUCCCUGAGCCCACCACAGACUCAUGUGUCCGCUCGGGGAAGGACUGCGCAGGUCAGCAGCCAUGGGGCGAGCGGAGCGUUCCUGUUUCAUGGAUUGAAGGCGGACUUAGGAGAAGGCUGGGUGCUGGCUGCCCCGUGCUGGGAACCCAGUGCCCUGUGAAAGUUGAGGGGGCCCUACCUCACAAGCUGCUCCCUUCGCGUGUCCUGCUGCAGCAGCUGUGGAGAAAAUGACCGGGCUGGGUUGGAACAGCAGGCUGGGAACAUUCGGGCUCCUCUAGUUCAUGGAGGUGGCAGGUACAUUAGUGUCCCUCAGGCUUGAAGGAGCCCUUCCUCAUCCCUUAGGGAAAACAUGGCUCCCCUCACCUAUAGGUCAGCAUUGCAGCCUGAGCCAUUUUGCCAGCCACAGGGAAAAGGGUUUUUGGUGCCCCGCAUCUCCCAAGUGGCCAAGCAGAAAAAAGGGCCAGCCCCUCAGAGAGAAGCAAAACUGCUGAGCAGUGCAGGGGACUGCCUGGGCCACCACCCCUCCACCUGGCUCCAGUUACAGCCUGCCCGCUGCAGCCCAUUGGCACGUCUCAGUCAGCUGGUGCAGCAGGCCCCAGCCCAGCUGGCGUGCACAGUCCGCUCCAGGGCACUGGGGACAGACCGGGCAGUGUUGGGUUCUUAGCAGGCAGCUUUCGUUGCCCUCCACCUGGAUUUACAAUAAAGAGCCAGAAGUUUGUGUGUCGA
Malaclemys terrapin pileata is the source of this 2676-nucleotide messenger RNA. It is a transcript of the gene RBCK1, whose product is annotated as RANBP2-type and C3HC4-type zinc finger containing 1. NCBI's taxonomy places the organism in Eukaryota, Metazoa, Chordata, Testudines, Emydidae. Gene Ontology annotation, biological process: positive regulation of canonical NF-kappaB signal transduction; proteasome-mediated ubiquitin-dependent protein catabolic process; protein linear polyubiquitination. Bases 130 to 1803 code for a protein of 557 amino acids. The record is from RefSeq and is a predicted model, not a curated record. The transcript has 13 exons. Gene Ontology annotation, molecular function: ubiquitin-protein transferase activity; ubiquitin binding; metal ion binding. Gene Ontology annotation, cellular component: LUBAC complex.